Molecule: messenger RNA, 6884 nt
Organism: Gasterosteus aculeatus aculeatus (three-spined stickleback)
Lineage: Eukaryota; Metazoa; Chordata; Actinopteri; Perciformes; Gasterosteidae
Source: RefSeq, a predicted model, not a curated record
GAUCACAACACUGUGAGGGAUAAAUUACGCCUUUUCGUCGAUUCCCUGAUCAGGAACAGAUUUUUAAACUCACCAUGCCCGCGCACCCAGAAGCAGCUGCUGUUACCAACCCGUGACCGCGCGUCUUCAAAAGGUCCUAAGACAGCGCUGAGUGGCUGACCGCCCCCCCUGAGCAAGUCUCACCUGUGUAUUCCGUGAGACACCGAGCGGGUUCACAAAAAAGCCAUGAGCGAGCCCGUCAACGACCCCGGGAGCAUCCUGAGCUACCAGAGGCCAGAUGAGGAGGUGGUGGUGGACCAGGGAGGGACCAGCUCUGUACUGAACAUCCACUAUGAGAAGGAGGAACUAGAAGGCCACAGGGCUCUUUUUGUCGGGGUUCGGAUGCCCAUGCAGAGCCAUCGUCACCACAAGCCUCACGGCUCUCGCCACCGCAAGAGAGACAGAAGGGCGGGAAGCAUCGCAACACAGCAAAGCGAGGAAAGUGAGACGGCCGCUUCCAGUCAUGACACGCCGUCCCAGCGGGUCCAGUUCAUUCUUGGCACAGAGGAGGAUGCUGAACACGUGACCCACGAGCUGUUCACUGAGCUCGAUGAGAUCUGUGUGAAGGAUGGCAAGGAUGCCGAGUGGAAGGAAACCGCCAGGUGGCUGAAGUUUGAGGAAGAUGUGGAGGACGGUGGGGAGAGGUGGAGCAAGCCCUAUGUCGCAACACUUUCCCUCCACAGCCUGUUUGAGCUGCGAAGUUGCAUCAUCAAUGGCAGCGUAUUGCUCGACAUGCACGCUGACAGCAUCGAAGAGAUUGCAGACAUGGUGCUGGACCACCAGGAGGCGUCCCAUGAGCUGGACGACAGUGUGAGAGUGAAGGUGCGUGAGGCUCUACUGAAGAGGCACCACCACCAGAAUGACAAGAAGAAGAACCUGAUGCCCAUGGUGCGCUCCAUCGCAGAGGGAACCCGCAAACAGUCGGAGACGUAUCUGAUGGCAGGGCCCCCCACAUCUUCCCAGCCUUCAGUGGUCUCAGAACCAGCCAAAAAUGGUGGAGGACAGGACGCCCAAGUGGACCUCAGCAAAGUGGACAUGCACUUCAUGAAGAAGAUCCCGGAGGGCGCAGAGGCCUCCAAUGUAUUGGUAGGAGAACUGGACUUCUUGCAGAGGCCCAUAGUAGCCUUUGUCCGCCUUUCCCCUGCUGUGCUGCUCACCGGACUCACUGAGGUCCCCAUACCUACCAGGUUCCUCUUCAUUCUCCUGGGCCAAGAUGGAAAGGCUCAGCAAUACCAUGAAAUUGGACGUUCUAUGGCAACCAUCAUGACAGAUGAAAUCUUCCAUGAUGUAGCCUACAAGGCAAAGGACAGAAGUGACCUGCUGGCUGGAAUCGAUGAGUUUCUAGACCAGGUGACGGUGCUACCACCAGGAGAGUGGGACCCCUCAAUCCGCAUCGAGCCCCCAAAGAGUGUUCCCUCCCAGGAGAAGAGAAAGAUGCCAGGAGUCACUAAUGGCACCGCCUGCCAGGUUGAGGAGGAACUACAUGCCGAGCAUCACGGACCAGAGCUACAGAGAACUGGAAGGUUGUUUGGUGGUCUGAUACUGGACAUCAAGAGGAAAGCUCCGUUCUAUCUGAGUGACUUUAAGGACGGUCUUAGCCUUCAGUGUGUGGCCUCCUUCCUCUUCCUCUACUGUGCCUGCAUGUCUCCUGUCAUCACUUUUGGAGGACUGCUUGGGGAGGCAACAGAGGGACGCAUCAGCGCCAUAGAGUCCUUACUGGGUGCGUCUAUGACUGGAGUCGCCUACUCUGUGUUUGCUGGUCAGCCUCUCACAAUUCUGGGAAGCACAGGUCCUGUGCUGGUUUUCGAGAAAAUCCUCUACAAGUUCUGCAAGGACUACGACCUGUCCUAUCUGUCUCUGAGGACUUGCAUCGGCCUGUGGACGGCUGUGCUUUGUUUUAUUCUGGUUGCCACUGAUGCAAGCUCUCUGGUGUGCUACAUCACUCGGUUCACAGAGGAGGCCUUUGCCGCCCUGAUCUGCCUCAUCUUCAUCUACGAGGCCUUGGAGAAGCUGGUUCACCUGGGAGAGGUCUACCCCUUCAAUGCAAACAGCGAUCUGGACAAACUCACACUGGCGUACUGUAGAUGUACAGAGCCUGAUAACCCCAGUAAUAAGACCUUACAACUGUGGAGUUCGAAAAACAUCACAGCAUCUGAAGUACCCUGGACCAACCUUACUGUCAAGGAAUGUGUGGGUCUGCAAGGCCACUUUGUCGGGACAUCAUGUGGCCCCCAUGGGCCCUUCACCCCAGAUGUUCUCUUCUGGUCGACCAUUUUGUUCUUCUCCACUUUCCUCAUGUGUGCGUUCCUCAAACAAUUCAAAACAAGUCGUUAUUUCCCCACCAAGGUGCGAUCCAUGAUCAGUGACUUCGCAGUGUUCCUCACCAUUGCCAUCAUGGUUCUGCUGGAUUAUCUAAUUGGAGUGCCCUCCCAGAAGUUGAAAGUGCCCAACAAAUUCCAGCCUACCAGAGACGACCGAGGUUGGUUGAUCAAUCCAAUAGGACGCAACCCUUGGUGGACAGUCCUGGCGGCAACUAUUCCUGCUCUUCUGUGCACCAUCCUCAUCUUUAUGGACCAACAGAUAACGGCCGUCAUCAUCAACCGCAAAGAGCACAAACUGUUGAAGGGAUGCGGGUACCACCUGGACCUACUCAUAGUCGGAGUGAUGCUGGCGGUUUGCUCUAUCAUGGGCUUGCCCUGGUUCGUGGCAGCCACAGUGCUGUCCAUCUCUCACGUCAACAGCCUGAAGCUGGAGUCGGAAAGCUCGGCUCCAGGAGAGAUGCCUCGCUUCCUGGGCAUCAGGGAACAAAGGCUCACUGGCCUGAUCAUCUUCCUGCUCAUGGGCUGCUCCGUAUUCAUGACUGGAGCUCUGCAGUUCAUUCCUAUGCCAGUGCUGUAUGGGGUUUUCCUUUACAUGGGAGUGUCUUCAUUAAAAGGCAUACAGUUCUUUGACCGGCUGAAGUUGUUCGGCAUGCCAGCGAAGCACCAGCCAGACUUCAUCUAUCUGCGUCACGUCCCCUUGAGGAAGGUGCACCUGUUCACUCUGACACAGCUCUCCUGUCUGCUGCUGCUCUGGUUCAUUAAGACCUCACCUGCUGCUAUUGUCUUUCCAAUGAUGGUGCUGGCUUUGGUUUUUGUUCGCAAACUGCUGGACUGUUGUUUCUCCGACCGAGAGCUAAGUUACCUGGAUGACUUGAUGCCUGAGUGGAAGAAAAAAACCCUUGAUGAUGUUUCCAAAUCAAUAGUAGAGGAAUCACAGAUUAUGCUCAGUACAAAGAGGGAGGAUAUUGCUGCUGUUCCGAUUCCCGCGGAGAGCAGCAAGCCUAUUCAGACCCCAAAAGCACAUGACCCAAGGUGUGACCCCUCUGAUAUUAAUAUAUCUGAUGAAAUGUCUAAAACCACUGUGUGGAAAUCCCUCAACUCUAACCAAAAGGACAUUUGUCCUGUAUCUGCUAAGAAGGAUUGAAGGGAUUGCGUUCAUAGACGAGUAAAAGAUGUACACAUGUCCUGGACCCAAAUACUGCGCAAAGGCGGCUUUGAUCAUCAGCCACUACAGUGCUUAAAGGGAAAAGGUCUUGAUGAUGUUAACCAGCUAACUGCAACACAUAAUAAUUUCCAUUAACACACAGACAAGGAGACGGACAGCGAUGGACACUUUUAUCUUUGCGAGGACUAUAAAUAUUCUUAAAAGCGUGUUUCUCUCAAAUAAGAACUGAUUCCAAAUCUGAUCACUUGACUAGAAACAAGCAUCAACCUGGCCAACAGUGAUCUUAUUUUGACUAUAAAACGGUUAAUAAACCCCUGGUCUUAACCAUCGUCUUGCUAUUGAAACUUCCUACUAAACCAGUCAGGGAUGACAUCUCAAAGUCAUUCAGAGUCACUGUUCUGUCUUUUCCCAGAAACCUAACAAAGAAGUCUUGGUGGUUUGUUUUUAGCUUAUUGGACACUGCUGUUGUUUGUCUAUAAAUAUCAAUUUUCCCAACAUCAGUAUGAUAGAUCAUACUUAUCUUUCUUGUAGGAUGGAUGUUUCAAGUGUUACACUGGAUUUACCCCAAACAGCUACCUACUUGCAAUUGAAAAUGUUCCUAUGACAGUGAAAGAAAAUAGUAAAGUCAUGUGACCGGAAAUCCAAACAGCAAAGUCAGCUGUGAAGAGUUGCAUGAUCACUACAAACGACCCCAUUAAACUAGAACCAAUCAUGUGAUCAGUGAUGCUUAUAACAAAAAUUCUCCCCAAUAUUUGUUCCUCAAAAAGAUAGAAGAACAGCCGCACACAUAACAACAAAGAUCUCUCAACUCCCCCUUUUCACUUUUUGAUUAGAAACCCCCCCAGGUUUCAGAUGCCGCUGCACACGCCAUGGUGUCCAGUAAGUGCUUCUUUAAAUCAAAGCAAGCUCCUUUUAGUAAUCUAAGUACAUUUAUUACCCAGGAUCAAUUAUAUUUGUAUUUAAUGUGCCAUGAGUAUGUCCCUUUUUCUAAUGGUGAUGAUAUGGUGAAUUAUUUGGUAGAUUUAAAAAUACUUUGCAGGUUCAGUAAUACUUACUAUUUUGGAACAUAAAACUUUGUGUCAGUUUUGUGUGAUGAUGUAAACUGAAAAAAGUAAAUGUUAGAAGACCCACUUCAGUUGAAGCAGUGGCAUCAAUAACGUAUUUUUUUAAGCUGUAAUCUUUUUCCCUUUAUGGACGUUUGUCUUUGAACUGAUGAUUGUGUACGACAGAGGUUGUUCUGCAGAAUACCUGUCGCGUGUUAGUACUGUCUACUGUCUUAUUGUCUUAUUUCUUUACCUCAGACAAGUUCAUGAAUGCUCCUGCAGGGCACUUUUGAUGACACCAGUUCAGGGGAAACCAGAGCAGAUAAAUGGUGUGUGUGUGUGUGUGUGUGUGUGUGUGUGUGUGUGUGUGUGUGUGUCUUUGCGUGUAGGUGUAUGGGUGUGAGAGAGUCUCUUGUGUAUCAGGAAAGGGUUGCUGCAGGACUUUCUUUUAAGCAAUAAUUUACCCCACGUCCAACCCAAAUUGACCUUACUAUCACUAUUUUUUUUUUUUGUGCCAAUGCAACAUUUUUUAUCCUCCCCAAGUGGUGGUUCAGGAAAUCACAGAACACUAAAGGCAUCUUGAAUUAAAAGGAUAUGUUUUGUUCCUACAUUAUGUGGAUGCCCAAGUCAGUUUGGAUGAACCAGGUUCAACCGUAUUGUGCUCCACCUCAUUUUUAUCAGCCAAAGGAAACAGAUUAUUUUGUGAAAUGACCUUCACUAUAAUUUAGUCUUUAGCACUUUCUGUAAAUAAAGAAUUCUAUUCUAUAUUUUAUUUUGAAUAAUACUAUUAAGCAUUUAAAUAAUUUAAAAAAAGCAUUAUAUUGAAUUAUUUUUAGAUAUAAAAUUACAUUAAUAUUAUAUUAUAUUAUUACAUUAUAUUAUCAUUAUUAUUAUUAUUAUGUGUGCUCUUUACUUUCUGUUUAUGCUGUAAUACACCACAGAUGUCACACUCUUGUCCUCUAUGGACAACCUAGAGAACCUUGAAUCUGCUCAUUGAUCAAUCAUUGAUUGCUUUCCAAUUUAGAUGAAAAUGAACAGGACUAAUUAUUAAUAUUAAUUACAUAAUGUCUACCUUUACUUUUGCUUCCACAUUGACAGGAAAUGAGGGAGACAAGAUGACAUUUAACAAAAGUCCCGGCUAGACUCACCAUUCAUUUGUAGAAGGAUCUUUAGAGACAUUAUUAUUAGUAUUCAAGCCAUCAUUGAUUUAUUAGAGUCACGUUUUAAAUCUGUAAACUCCUUGACAUACUAUCCAGUUAAUUGGACUAAUCCACUUUAUUGUCCAUUUUAACAGCUACAUCAUCCAGGGUACACAUAAUUUAUUUUUAAGUGACUUAAAAGUGCACAAAUGCAGUAAUCUGACUGUGUAACAAUACGUGCAGUAAUAACUACUCUAAGACGGAUAUGAACACUUUACUUACUUUACAUUGUGUUUGCUGUCAUGUAUCUCCGCUUUGACUUUUGAAUGUGAAUGUUCCUUUUGUCCCCGAGGACUCAUAACUAAAUUAGCAAAUGGCAUGAAUAAAUAUUAUUCUUUGUGUAGAUAAAUAUAAUCUAGUUCAUAUGAAUAGGUUCAAAUUAAUAAUGUGUAAAUUUAGACUCAACCAAACUGUGGAAACACUUUAUAACAUCCAAUGACAGUAGAAAGGCUUUCACAAAAGAACUUAACUAUUCAGCAAUCAUUCAAAUAUUUUCAAUAAACAUCACGUGUCUUUAAAUCGUUAAUGUAAUUUUGAAUGUAUCGUAAACAUACAGGUAAAUGCUGUAGGUAUACUGUGUGCAAAUAUGACCGGGAGAGUGUAACUUCAUUGAACACAUGAACACCUUUUUGUGCCAUCUUCUUACCAUUUACCUUUGAUCAUCUUACAUCUGACCAAAACAAACCUUUUAAAUUGAAGCACAGUUUGUUAAGAAAACGCCUCAUUACUCUGAUUUUGUAUAAUGUCUUUGUCACACAGAAAGAGUUUCUCUCCUGCUGGAACUUCAUUGUUGUAUGUUCAUGUUGUCAUUGUAGAUACCAUUGAAAGCUGUGCACUGUGUGAAGCUAUGUACUUCCAAGGAAUAUUAUACAAAGAUUUGUUGAAAUAAAAAUAAAUGGAUAAAAGAGAGAGAGAGAUAUUUGAAAGCGGGAGGCUUUCAGGGAGAAGAGCACUUCUACUGCAGUAACCUUAAUCAUCUUGGAGCCAUAACAAGAGCAAUGCGUUGUCUCUUUAACCACUGAAAGAUCAGUCUUCAGCAAAAUAAUUCUACAUGUUUUGUAUGUAUAUGUAAUUUGAUUUUGACAAUGGAAAAUAAAUAAUUACAGUUCAAAUGAAA